CUAGCAGCCAACUAGGAAACUGAAGCGUGCUCUCUCUGCCAUUCUAUGUAUAUAAUACACGUACAUGUAUGCAUAAAUAACAUCAAUCUCCCACAGAGGAGAGUGUUUUCUGGGAAUAGAAUCUCAACCUACUUGGGGGUUGCUUUUGGUUUUGGGUUUUGUGUGUCUCUCUCUCUCUCUCUCUCUCUCUCUCUUAAUUGGGUGGUGUUGGUUGGAUAAGGGUAGGGUGCACGUAAAAAUGGAAGGUGGAGGGGAGUGCUGUUCAAGCACAGAGAAACCGAAGCAGAGGCAGCAUCAGGCGCAGGAGAAGCCAUACAGGGGGAUAAGGAUGAGGAAGUGGGGAAAGUGGGUGGCUGAGAUUAGAGAACCCAACAAGAGGUCAAGGAUAUGGCUGGGUUCCUACACCACUCCUAUGGCCGCCGCCCGUGCUUACGACACCGCCGUCUUCUACCUCCGCGGCCCUUCUGCCCGCCUCAACUUCCCGGAAUUAGCAAUCGAAGAAGACGAGCUUCACGACAUGUCCGCUGCCUCCAUACGCAAGAAAGCAGCUGAGGUUGGGGCCAGGGUUGAUGCCAUCCAAGCCACCCUCCACGCAUCACCACACAGCUCUAUCCGACCCCCCCACCAGAAGCCCGACCUGAACGAGUACCCAAACCCGGAAAGCUCGGACGAGGAUUGAUUGAUUGAUUGAUUUGAGAGCUCAAACUUGCACCAUCUCGAUCGAUCGAAAUCCUUCAUUAAUUAAUUUCCUUGCUCUCUCUUCUGCAACUUCCUUUGCUAACGUUCCACUGGAAAAACAAACAUCUGAUGGACGAAGAAAGGAGAAGAAGAAGAAAAGGAAGAAGAGUCUUGUAAUAUACAGAGGGUGAGGGAUAUAAAAUUUCAGCUGAAAUGUUUCGAUCUGCUGUUACGGACAGAUGCAUGGGCGAUGGGCGAAGCUGCUGCUGCUGCUGCUGCUGCUGUUGCCGUGUUUUUUUUUUUUUUUUUUUUAGAGCUAAAUCAUAUGUGUUCAGUUUCAGAUUUGUAACAAAUUAAGCGAAGGCUUAAACGGCUACGGUUAACUAGCGGUGUAACUUCCUUUUUCAUGCGUUUAUUUAUUUGUCUAUGAUUUUUGUCA
Messenger RNA from Malania oleifera, 1117 nucleotides. RefSeq names its product ethylene-responsive transcription factor RAP2-1-like. Gene Ontology annotation, molecular function: DNA binding; DNA-binding transcription factor activity. The coding region runs from base 239 to 679 and encodes 146 amino acids. The transcript has a single exon. The record is from RefSeq and is a predicted model, not a curated record. Gene Ontology annotation, biological process: regulation of DNA-templated transcription. Lineage: Eukaryota; Viridiplantae; Streptophyta; Magnoliopsida; Santalales; Ximeniaceae.